This is a messenger RNA of Chaetomium globosum CBS 148.51, 1788 nucleotides long. RefSeq lists its product as uncharacterized. The record is from RefSeq and is a predicted model, not a curated record. Gene Ontology annotation, molecular function: FAD binding. The transcript is spliced from 5 exons. NCBI's taxonomy places the organism in Eukaryota, Fungi, Ascomycota, Sordariomycetes, Sordariales, Chaetomiaceae. The coding region runs from base 1 to 1788 and encodes 595 amino acids.
AUGGCGGACGAGGUGGUUGUGAAGACCGAUCUUUUGAUCGUAGGGGCAGGUCCCGCUGGAGCCUCCCUUGCUUGUUUCCUUGCCGCUCAUGGCAGAAAGGGUAUCCUAAUCGCCGCGGCGCCGGGCACGGCAGAAACACCCCGUGCUCAUAUUACCAACAUGGCUGGACUUGAAUGUUUGCGGGAUAUCGGCCUUGAGCAGGACUGUCUGGAGGUUGCCACGCCUAGCCACAACAUGGCACAUACCAGAUGGUGCCGUAGUAUGGCUGGGGAGGAAUUUGCGAGAGUGUACUCGUGGGGUCACGACCCAAAACAUAAAGGUGACUAUGAGGCGGCUAGCCCUUGCGAUCAUGUCGACCUACCCCAGACACUCCUGGAGCCAAUCCUUACCAAGAGAGCAAUCCAUGAAGGCUGGACGCUUUGGUUCAACACCAAACUGAUCGGCCUCACUCGGCCGUCGCCAGACCUCGUCAUCUCGGAGGUCCUUGACGAACUGACCCAAAAGACCUACAAGAUCCAUUCCCGGUACUUGUUUGGUUGCGAUGGUGCUAGGAGCCAGGUCGUCCGUGAGCUGAAGAUCCCACUCAUCAAGAAGCCCGGACAGGGGCUGGCAUUGAACGUCCUGGUGAAAGCAGACAUGUCGCAUUUUAUCGCGAACCGCAUCGGCAACCUGCACUGGGUGUUCCGCCCCGAGGAUAUGAAUACCCCUCCUUGGGGAUGGGCCACUAUUGUUCGCAUGGUGCGGCCGUGGAAUGAGUGGAUGUUCAUCUUCCUGCCUGCCCCUGGUGCUGACCUGACCGCGGAUGCAAUGGACGCAACCAACGAGGAGUAUCUGGAGAGAGUGAAGGAAUUCAUUGGCGAUGAUUCGGUCAAAGUUGAACUGUUACACUCCAGUAAAUGGUGGAUCAACGAAAUCGUGGCCGAGUAUUACUCUGAUGGCAAUAUUUUCUGCCUCGGCGACGCAGUGCAUCGUCACCCGCCGUUUAACGGCCUAGGAUCUAAUACCUGUAUCCAAGAUGCUUUCAACCUCGCGUGGAAGAUUGACUACGUCAUGUCCGGAAAGGCAGGGCCGCAACUACUGGAAUCUUUCAGCAAAGAACGCCAGCCUGUGGGGGUAGAUAUCAUCACCCGGGCGAACCAAGGUCUCCGGGAUCAUAGCCAAUGGCAACAGACGAUGGGGAUUCUCGAGACCGACGAGGCUAAACGCCUCGAGAUCUUGGCAGAGUUUGACGACCAGGGCGAGAAGGGCCACAAAAGAAGACGAGCUUUCCAGGAGGCCAUUGAAAAUACCACGACCGAGUUCCACGGCCUCGGCAUCGAAAUGAACCAGCGCUACGAAUCGGAUGCCGUGUACCUGACCGACCAGGGCCCGCCGCCGGUGCUGCCCAAAGGGGCAUGCAAAGUCAAGACGCACCAGAUCACGACGUACCCCGGCCGCCGCCUGCCCCACGUCUGGCUUAACAAACGACUUCCCACCAAGCCUAUCUCAACCAUUGACUUGGCGGGACACGGCCGCUUCUGUUUGCUGACCGGCCCGGGGGGACAACAGUGGAAGGACGCCGCUCGGUCCGUUUCCGUAUCCACAGGGGUCGAAGUUGUCGCGUACUCGAUAGGUUGGAAGCAGGACUUUGAAGAUGUCUAUUUCGACUGGGCCAAGAAGCGCGAGGUGGAUGAAAAUGGGUGCGUUUUGGUUCGCCCUGACAGAUUUGUAGCGUGGAGGUCGCGUAGCAUGAAUGCGGACCCAGAAAAGAAGCUCGAGGAGGUGAUGAGGACAAUCCUCGCGUUAUAG